Topomyia yanbarensis is the source of this 646-nucleotide messenger RNA. RefSeq lists its product as uncharacterized. The transcript is spliced from 2 exons. Lineage: Eukaryota; Metazoa; Arthropoda; Insecta; Diptera; Culicidae. The record is from RefSeq and is a predicted model, not a curated record. Bases 1 to 594 code for a protein of 197 amino acids.
AUGACAUCUUCAAGUCGAAGGCGUCUAUCUUCUUUUACAACAUAUGAACAACGAAGAAGGCGAAGUUUGCGCUUGGGAAGUUCAGCGUCAUUGAUUUCCUUGCAGGGACGUGCUCAUAGUGACACACUAAGGCGCGAUGUUAACAAUAAUCAACCACCAUACGAGGAAGACUCUGGUGAAAAGCAAUACUUGGUUGGUGCCAUCAUCUAUAAAAUAUGCCAAACCGCCCAAGAAGAAUCGCAGCUAGCCUUGCAUGUGUUCGAGAAACAUCGAGUGCAAGUUCGCCACACGGAACCAGAAAGUCAGGUACUGAAGCGGAUCGAUCGUGAAUAUUCUGCGGUUGCCAUUGGAAAGACAACAUUCAUCAGUAACCUGUUCAUGACGCAGAAGUAUGUGCCGGUUCACUACUCAAGUCAGUUUUUGGGCCAGUUAGAAGGUGAUAUUCGCGACCCUAGUAAGCAACGUUUUCAGGUUCAAUUACAGCUUAGAAGGAAAUAUGUUUCUGUGUAUAAGUAUGAAUAUCAUCCCACAGAAGAGAUUGGUAAAAGUGAAUCGAAAGUUUACCGAUCGUUCACUAGUUUGAAUGUCUUCUGAUAGUUCAGUUUAAAAAUCCUUGGCAAAUUGCAUGUUUGUUUAUGUUUAAUAA